Messenger RNA from Penicillium waksmanii, 297 nucleotides. RefSeq lists its product as uncharacterized. The coding region runs from base 1 to 297 and encodes 98 amino acids. Lineage: Eukaryota; Fungi; Ascomycota; Eurotiomycetes; Eurotiales; Aspergillaceae. The record is from RefSeq and is a predicted model, not a curated record. The transcript has a single exon.
AUGCCAGCAUUACUGUGGUGGCUGGACGAGGUGCUUACUGCUGUCUGGCUUGCACUAGCUGCAGAUGCUAAGGUAGCUGGGGAUGCUGCGGAUGUAGUUGAAGAUGUUGCAGAUGAUGUGCUUGUGCUCGUGGAUAGUAUACUAGCAGUGCUAGAAGUGGCAUCGGAUGUGGCCUCUGAGGAGGCCUCUGAAAUGGUCUCGGAGCUGGAUGUAGAAGUCGUCUCUUCUACUGAAGUGAUGGUCUCGGUGGUUGAAAGGGUUGUCGAUGUUGACUUCGAUGUCGUCGAGGUCGAUUGA